Messenger RNA from Bacidia gigantensis, 4581 nucleotides. RefSeq lists its product as uncharacterized. Gene Ontology annotation, molecular function: ATP hydrolysis activity; ABC-type transporter activity; ATP binding. The transcript has 3 exons. NCBI's taxonomy places the organism in Eukaryota, Fungi, Ascomycota, Lecanoromycetes, Lecanorales, Ramalinaceae. Bases 1 to 4581 code for a protein of 1526 amino acids. Gene Ontology annotation, cellular component: membrane. Gene Ontology annotation, biological process: transmembrane transport. The record is from RefSeq and is a predicted model, not a curated record.
AUGAGAGCAAUGCAGCCGAAGUCUACCCUACAAACCGCGCUUUCCAAAGACGAUGACUAUUCGCAAUAUUGGCCAGAUUACCUACGGCCAAGCUCAGAAAAAGAAUUCAGACAGCCUUUAUGUGGUAACAUCGAGGGUUGGGGUCCCAUAAGUCCUUUUCGCUACGAUUUCACGCCAUGCUUCCUCGAUGUGUGGAUCACUGCAGUAGCACUCUUUGGCAUUGUCUUUGGGGCGGGCGCGAUAUGGUUUCUCUUCAAAAGGAGGUCUAAAUCACCAGUCCGUAAGAAUUGGCACUUCUACACAAAACUUGCUGUUGUCAUUGCCCUCCUAGUCACAACCGCCCUCCAGGCCAGCCUCCAGGUCGCAGCACUCCCGGAUGUCUGGUUUGGUGACUUCCGCUUCUGGACCACUGUGAUCUCAUUUGCAUCAUUGCUGGUUAUUGGCCUGGUCCAAUACUUUGAACAUUGGAGAAGUCGUCAGCCGAAUGGCGUUGUACUAUUUUACUGGCUGCUGCUUCUUAUUGCAUUUACCGUUAAGCUCAGAUCGUUGAUCUCGCAGCAAGCCUUCAGAUCUCGCACUCCAUACUUCGCUACAUUCUGCGCCAGCUUUGGUUUGGCCGGCGUCGAAUUCAUCCUCGAAUACUUUGUCCCAAAGAGACAAUCCGAUUACGACGCAUUGGGCGAUGAAGAUGAAUGCCCUUAUGAAUAUGCCGAUAUCUUCAGUGUCCUCACCUUUGGCUGGAUGACUCCACUGAUGAAAUAUGGAUAUAGAGAGUACUUGACUCAAGAUGACCUGUGGAACCUUCGGAAAAGGGAUACAACAAGGGUGACAGGAUCAUCACUCUCCGAAAGCUGGAGUGACGAGUUGGAUAAGAAGCACCCUUCCCUAUGGUGGGCUAUGUUCCGCAGCUUCGGCGGCCCAUACUUCAGAGCCACAUGCAUCAAGACGCUCAGCGAUAUGCUGCAAUUUGUUCAGCCACAAUUGCUUCGGCUGCUCAUAUCAUUUGUGGAUUCUUGGAAGCAAGGUAGCUCUGAACGUCAGCCAAUCGUCCGUGGUGCCGCGAUCGCCAUUGCAAUGUUUGCGGUCUCUGUCUCACAGACCGUCUGCUUGCAUCAGUACUUUCAGCGUGCAUUUGAGACUGGUAUGAGAGUUAGGGCAGCUUUGACCGCUAUGAUUUACUCAAAAUCCAUGAAACUCUCGAACGAAGGUCGAGCUGAAAAGUCGACCGGUGAUAUAGUCAACUACAUGGCUGUUGACACUCAACGCUUGCAAGAUCUCACUCAGUACGGGCAAAUGCUUUGGUCUGCUCCAUUUCAAAUUAUCAUCUGCAUGGCUUCCUUAUAUCAAUUGGUGGGUUGGAGCAUGCUAGCUGGUGUAGGCGCCAUGAUCUUGAUGAUUCCAGUCAAUGGUGUGAUCGCGAAGCUCAUGAAAAAUCUACAGAAAAAGCAGAUGAAGAACAAAGACGCCAGGACACGGCUGGUGACCGAGAUUUUGAACAACAUGAAAAGCAUAAAGCUUUAUGCCUGGUCGCAGGCUUUCAUGAAUAAACUUAAUUUCGUGCGUAACGAGCAAGAGCUUAAGACUCUACGUAAGAUUGGGGCUGCCCAAGCUUUUGCAAACUUCACAUGGACCACCACUCCUUUCCUGGUAUCCUGUUCAACUUUUGGAGUCUUUGUGCUCGUUCGUGACGAGCCACUGUCUACAGAAAUAGUCUUCCCUGCGUUGACGCUUUUCAAUCUUCUUGGCUUCCCGCUUGCUAUUCUGCCUAUGGUGAUAACGUCUAUUGUUGAGGCUACCGUUGCCGUCGGGCGAUUGACGAGUUUCUUCACUGCUGAGGAGGUGCAGGCAGAUGCAGUUGGAUGGAGGACAGCUGCCGUCAACAUUGGAGAUGAGUCGGUCAGAGUACGAGACUCAACUUUUGCAUGGGAUCGCAAUGAUAGUCGGAAGUGCCUCCAGGAUGUCAGCUUCACUGCGCACAAAGGAGACCUCUGCUGUAUUGUAGGACGUGUUGGUUCAGGCAAGACGUCUUUCUUGGAAGCUGUCCUUGGCAACGUGUGGAAAAUCCAUGGCGAAGUCAUUGUUCAUGGCGCACUUGCCUACGUCGCUCAGCAAGCAUGGGUGAUGAAUGCAAGUGUGAAGGAAAACAUAGUGUUUGGACAUCGCUGGGAUCCAGCCUUCUAUGAUCGUACGCUGCAUGCAUGCGCAUUGGUAGAUGACAUGAAAACCCUGCCCGAUGGCGACCGGACUGAGGUUGGAGAGCGUGGUAUUUCGCUUUCUGGAGGUCAAAAAGCACGCUUGACGUUGGCCAGAGCAGUCUAUGCGCGAGCGGACGUCUAUUUGCUGGACGAUGUACUUUCAGCGGUCGAUCAGCAUGUAGGUCGACAUUUGAUCAAUAAUGUUCUUGGGCCAAAAGGAGUCCUAGCAUCAAAAACGAGAAUUCUUGCGACGAAUGCAAUACCCGUGCUCGUUGAGGCCGAUUCCAUCACUUUGCUUCGGGAGGGUAAGGUAGUUGAGACUGGUACUUACGAUCAAUUGAUGGCAAUGAAAGGGCAAGUAUCCGACCUUAUCAGAACGGCCAACAAUGAAGAAAGUACUACCGAAGGCACCUCAUCUCCAAGCGUCGACGAAAGCGAAGGCUCAAGUAGCGCAGUGAGCGAAGAUCUAAAGACGGUCUUCGGCCCAGGCAAUGCGGAGCAAGAGGAAAAGGAUGUUAUGAAUGAGCCAACAGCCCAAUUGGCUCCCAUCAGAGUACCUACAGAUACCAUCCGGCAUCACAGCAGCGAUUCACUCCGAAGAGCUAGCACGGCGUCAUUUAAAGGUCCUCACGGCAAGCUUCAAGAUGAGGAAAACACAAUCAUUAAGUCUAAGCAAGCCAAGGAGACCUCCAGCCAAGGGAAAGUAAAAUGGGACGUCUAUACUGAAUACGCUAAAACGAGCAACCUGUUUGCCGUCGCAAUAUACCUUGUCGCCCUUGUGGCAGCACAAACCGGACAGAUUGCGGGUAGCGUUUGGUUGAAACGAUGGUCCGAGAUCAAUCAGUACUAUGGAAGUAACCCUCAAGUCGGGAAAUACAUCGGCAUAUAUUUUGCCUUUGGUAUCGGCGGGGCUGCAUUAACCGUCGUGCAGACACUAAUCCUAUGGAUCUUUUGCUCCAUCGAAGCUUCCCGCAAACUUCAUGAAAGGAUGGCGUAUGCCAUGUUCCGCUCGCCAAUGGCCUUUUUCGAGACCACACCAUCUGGGCGAAUCCUCAAUCGGUUCUCCAGUGACAUCUACAAAGUAGACGAGGUUUUAGCACGGACCUUCAACAUGCUCUUUGUCAAUGCUGCAAGAGCGUUUUAUACCCUUAUCCUAAUUUCAGUAUCUACGCCACUUUUCGUUGCGUUGAUACUUCCGUUGACAGGUGUCUAUCUGUACAUACAGCGAUACUAUCUACGUACCUCACGUGAACUGAAAAGACUUGACAGCAUUAGUCGAAGCCCUAUCUACGCUCAUUUUCAGGAAUCACUUGGAGGCUUGAAUACCAUUCGCGCUUAUCGUCAACAAGCAAGAUUCGCACUCGAGAAUGAAUGGCGCGUGGACGCUAAUCUCCGCGCUUACUUUCCUUCGAUGAGUGCGAAUAGAUGGCUAGCCGUCCGGCUAGAAUUCAUUGGCUCCUUCAUCAUUCUUGCAUCCGCCGGGUUCUCAAUUAUUUCUGUUGCCAGAGGGAAUGGACCAUCAGCUGGCCUCGUGGGUCUUGCCAUGUCAUACGCUCUUCAAGUCACUCAAAGUCUGAACUGGAUUGUACGUCAGACGGUGGAAGUUGAAACGAAUAUUGUCUCCGUAGAGCGCGUACUAGAAUAUGCAAGACUACCAAGCGAGGCACCUGAUGUGAUCUCCAAGCGAAGACCGAAGCUCAGCUGGCCUGCAACAGGAUCUGUGGCCUUCGAAAACUACUCUGCAAGGUACCGACCGGAACUUGAUCUAGUCCUUAAAGAUGUCAAUCUCCAGUUCAAGUCCCACGAGAAAAUAGGUGUUGUCGGAAGAACAGGCGCUGGGAAAUCGUCUUUGACUUUAGCACUUUUCCGGAUCAUUGAGCCUGACGCAGGCCAUAUAGCUAUCGAUGAUCUGAAUACAUCCACCAUUGGUCUAUUUGACUUACGCCAGAGGCUUGCAAUAAUUCCUCAAGAUGCUGCUCUAUUUGAAGGUACCAUCCGAGACAAUCUAGACCCUGGACAUGUACACGAUGAUACGGAUCUCUGGAGCGCACUUGAUCAUGCGCGGUUGAAAGAGCAUGUUGCAAGCAUGCCUGGUAAAUUGGAGGCUAGGGUCCAUGAAGGGGUUCUUGAUGAAGCGACAGCAGCCGUUGACAUCGAAACGGAUGCAUUGCUGCAAGCGACCCUAAGAAGCAACAUCUUCAAAGACCGAACCAUCAUCACCAUUGCACAUCGCAUCAACACCAUCCUAGACUCCGACCGGAUCGUCGUCCUUGACCACGGUACUGUGGCCGAAUUUGAUACACCCUCCGCUCUCGUCAAAAGCAAGGGUUUAUUUUUUGAAUUGGUUCGAGAGGCUGGCUUACUAGACAGCGUGGAGGGUCAAUGA